Molecule: messenger RNA, 957 nt
Organism: Erigeron canadensis
Lineage: Eukaryota; Viridiplantae; Streptophyta; Magnoliopsida; Asterales; Asteraceae
Product: glutathione S-transferase zeta class-like
Exons: 10
Coding region: 101-748 (215 amino acids)
Biological process (GO): L-phenylalanine catabolic process; glutathione metabolic process
Cellular component (GO): cytoplasm
Molecular function (GO): glutathione transferase activity; maleylacetoacetate isomerase activity
Source: RefSeq, a predicted model, not a curated record
AAUAAAAAGAUAAAAAAAAAUAAAAAUAGAGCAUAUGGUAUGGUAUGAAACGAAGGAGGUCAACAGAAAGUAAUCAAAGACAUAAAUCAUCAGAAUCGAAAUGAAGCUAUAUUCGCACCCUCUUAGCUCAUGCUCUCGUCGUGUUCGUCUCGCUCUCCUCUUAAAAGGUCUUGAAUAUGAAUGUAUAAAUAUUACCUCCUCCACUGAUCCAGAAUUUCUAAAGGUCAAUCCUAUGGGUUAUGUACCUGCACUGGUGGAUGGCUCUACGAUAGUUUCAGAUUCUUAUGCCAUCUUACUUUAUCUGGAAGAAAAGUACCCGCAGCAUGCCUUGUUGCCUCAAGAUCUUAAGAGAAAAACAUUAAACUACCAGGUUGCAAGUAUAGUUUCUUCCAGCAUUCAGCCUCUCCAGAAUCUGGUGUUAGUUAAUUAUAUUGGGGAACUUGUUAGUCCUGACGAGAAGCUUCCUUGGGCUCAAUAUCAUAUAAGGAACGGGUUUGUAGCUGUUGAGAAACUAUUAGUAAACUAUGCCGGAAAAUAUGCUACUGGAGAUGAAAUUUGCUUGGCAGACUUGUAUUUGGCAUUCCAACUUGAUAAUGCAAUCAACCGGUUCAAGGUUGACAUGGCUGAGUUCCCACUUCUACUUAAGUUGAACAAAACUUACACAGAAACGCCAUCUUUCCAACAAAUUUUGACCGAGACUAUCAAAGAUGAUCCGGUUUUUGGCAUUAUCAAGCGACAAGAGGCUUAAGGAACGUCAUCUUAAGGCAAAACCACGUUUGGCUUGAUAAGACCUGCUCGAAUAAACUCAACAAGCUUCAGCUAUCCUAUAGCUUCUAUCUUCUUGUGUAGAAUGCAUAUUAUUGUAAAUAUUUCUUCUUCGUGCUGAUAAAAAGCGAGGUAAACUUAAAUUUUACAGAUACAUAUUAAUAUAUUAUCCUCCUGCUAAAUCCUUUUAAA